This is a messenger RNA of Apaloderma vittatum (bar-tailed trogon), 941 nucleotides long. RefSeq names its product enoyl CoA hydratase domain containing 2 (gene ECHDC2). Bases 13 to 753 code for a protein of 246 amino acids. The transcript has 9 exons. Lineage: Eukaryota; Metazoa; Chordata; Aves; Trogoniformes; Trogonidae. Gene Ontology annotation, molecular function: enoyl-CoA hydratase activity. Gene Ontology annotation, biological process: fatty acid beta-oxidation. Gene Ontology annotation, cellular component: mitochondrion. The record is from RefSeq and is a predicted model, not a curated record.
GCUGAAAUCCUAAUGAACCGACCCCACGCGAGAAAUUCAUUGGGAAAAGUAUUUGUAAAUGAACUGUUCAGUGCUCUGGAACAGCUCCGCUUUGAUGAGAAGGUUCGCGUGGUGGUGUUCAAGAGUGAGGUGAAAGGUGUGUUUUGUGCUGGUGCAGACUUAAAGGAACGUGCAAAGAUGGAUGACGCAGAAGUUGGGCACUUUGUUAAAAGGCUGAGAAAUCUCAUGGAUGAAAUAGCUGCCCUGCCUGUACCCACGAUUGCUGCAAUCGAUGGCUACGCAUUGGGGGGUGGACUGGAACUGGCGUUAGCUUGCGACCUUCGAGUAGCAGCUUCGUCAGCUAAAAUGGGCCUUAUUGAGACUACAAGAGGGCUUCUUCCUGGAGCAGGUGGAACCCAGCGCCUGCCCAGAUGUGUUGGAAUAGGUCUUGCCAAGGAGCUCAUUUUCACUGGUAGGCAGAUUGAUGGACAACAGGCCGCCUCAAUGGGGUUAGUAAAUCACACAGUGCCACAGAACAGCGAGGGAGACGCAGCUUACCAGAGAGCAUUAACUUUGGCUAAAGAAAUCCUUCCUCAGGCUCCAUUUGCUGUGAAAAUGGGAAAACUAGCAAUAAACAGAGGAAUGGAGGUUGACAUUGCAUCAGGGAUGGCUAUUGAGGGGAUGUGUUACGCCCAGAAUAUUCCCACAAGAGACCGUCAGGAAGGGAUGGCUGCCUUCAAGGAGAAAAGACCACCUCAGUUUAUUGGCAAAUAAUGCUUCCUGGCUUCCCCUCGAUUUUUUGAAAGUAAAGAAGGACCGAAGAGAAGACCCAACUGAUUUCUUGGGAUGAUUUUUAUGACUGCAUUCUGUGCACUUAGCUCCUUGCCUUGGACUGCAUUUCUGAAUACUCCACUGGAUUGUUUUGCUCUAAGAAUUCCAAAAUAAAGAUUUAACUUUGUACA